AGGUUAGAAAUUGCGUAUUCAGUUGUAAACCUCUCGAUAAAACGUCUCCAAACCUUGUUUUUCCUGGUUCCUGCACGACUGCAUUGCUGUAUGAGAUAGUACGAAAGCUGGGCCAUACUAAGAAGUAAGAGAAAAGGUUAACCAACAAAUGAUACCAUGGAUCGUACGCAACCCAAAGGUUCGCCAAGAGUGCCAGCGGGCACCAUGGGAGACGGAGGGACGACCUACAGCGGGGUGAACCCAAACGCGGUGUGGCUGAACAGCCGCGGCAUCUGGCUGUCAUACGUCAUUGCCGUGACGAUCCUGCACCUCAUCCUGCUCAGCAUUCCCUUCCUCAACGUGGCGCAAGCCUGGACGCUCACCAACGUCGUCCACAAUAUCGGUAACUACAUUUUCCUGCACAUGUUGAAAGGCACGCCGUGGGAGACCAACUGGGACCAGGGCAAGUCUCGGCUCCUCACACACUGGGAACAGAUCGACUUUGGCGAGCAGUUCACCACCACACGCAAGUUCCUGUUCCUGGCACCGGUUAUCCUGUUCAUCCUUGCCAGUUUUUACACCAAGUAUGACCCCCUGCACUUCGUCUUCAACUUGAGUACCAUGCUCCUGGUGUUGAUCCCAAAACUCCCACAACUCCAUGGGGUCAGGAUUUUUGGAAUCAACAAGUAUUAAAGACCAUCGGGGAACGGGGUAAACGGAGGACAGGCCUUGAGGAAGUGUUGAUCACUUCACAAAUUCUUAGUAGUGCUACUAGUAGUACUGCAAUUCAGAGGGAAGAAGCUUAAAGACACCUAAAGCAAUUUCAGAGUGGUAAAACUGGAUUUUCAAAGUCAAUUUUCUGGUCAUUUUUGUAAUAUAGUAAGUUGAAUCAACCUUAGUAUCUGUGAGGCAAGAAUGCCAUGUAGCUGACCAAAAAUGGUUGAAUUUACCGCCCUGAAAGUGCAUUGAUAGAAACUCUAAACUUGUCACUAAAUUUGAUAUUUAGAUGAAUCUUUGCAUUACAUCAUAUGCAUUGAUUUUCUUUCUGCUUAUUCACUAGUUUAUUGCAAAUACACAAACACAAUCAUAAUAUGCAUUGAUGCAUAUACAUGAAUGUAAGUAUUGAUAAAGUUAUGAAAUCUCAUGGCUUUUGUUAUGUACGAGUGUCAUACAAUAAAUGGAAGGAGAACAGUAUGCUAUAUCAAGAAUACUAGGUUGGGAUGGUAUACUUUAUGUGGUAUGCUACUAAAUGUAGAUUCAACUUCAGUUUGAUAUGUAUUCCAUAAUAUAUAAAUAUAUAUAUAUAUAUUUGUGUGCACAGGAACCAUAGUAUGUACAAGCGGAAAUUUGGUGUUGUCUGAAAUAGAAAAAUGGCACCAAAUGAUUUUUUCCACUGUCAGCCUAGCUCAUUCACUAACUCACUCACCCACUCCAUUUUAUGCUUCACUCCCUAUACUAGGGAGAGAAAUAUUUUAUUUCUUCUUGUGUUUCUUUUUCCUCCUGCCAUUUCGAUCAAAAGAUUAAACUUUUUCUUUCUAUAUUGUAUUCUUUGACUCUGAAGAAAGAAAUGCCAGAGUAAGAAUUUUAUGUUUCUACUCUUAAUGUUUUGCAUUGGUGCUUGUGAUACCAAAACACCAGUAUUAUUUCAUUGUAAUCUUAUUUUGAGCAUGAUUUCGAGGAAGACCAUAUCAAGUGGCAAUCAACAUGAAAUAUGGACAAUUUGUAUGUCUUGAUCACAUGUAAUCGAGGAGUGUGGUGUGCAGGACUAAACUAGAGGGUUGUGGGUCAGUAAUACUCUCGGGGUCAGGAACAAAUGAACAUGAACUUGUAAUACCAAGAGGGAGACAUGUUUGUAUAUCUUAAAGAGAGAUGCUAAGGGUGAUUAUAUUUUAAAGAUUACACUGGAUUUUCAGAGAUAUUUUUCAUUUAAGAAUUUCUAGAAAACCUUCUAGACAACUUUCGUACAACUUUCACAAAACCCCCUAGCACCCCCCUGCCCAAGUUGGGUUUCUUAUUGAGUGACACUGACAGAAAUCUCUUUUUGCUGUGUGUACCACCGAACUUUGUGCUGCUGACAUUUCUUUUUCCUUCAUCAGAUGUUUUUUUAAGGAAUUCCAAUAUCUGCAUGGGGUUAAACCGUCUUAAUCAGCACUUGCUUAUUAACAUGAUGGCACUUAAUGUUAUACACUAUACUGGUCAAUAUGUUUAAAAACAUUACUGGGUCUAUUUUGUGUUUUAGUUUUGCCAAAGGUAUUGAAGCACUGCUGUUGAAUUUAAGUAUCCUUCAUUCAUGUAUUAUCAAUUCUGUUUUCUGAAAGGAUCUAACAAUGCUUAGUAGGGUGAAAGAAAAUGUAUAUAGCAAAGAUACCCACUUGUAAGUGAUGGCCAUAGGUUGUGGGACUGGUAACUUUGUGACAAAAUGUCCAUAAUUUCUAAUCUUACAUGGUGUAACGUAAUUCCCCCGGGUAGCCCUAAGAUCACCACAUUUUUUAAAAAAAUGGUGAAUUGCUCAAAAGUUUGAUCCUUAUCUUAAAGUUCAUCUGUGUUGCCUUGGACUUACCCAAAUUUUUGACUCCAGUCUUUGUCAUCUACAUCAAGGUUAAACUGUAACAUCCAGUACAAAAAAUUGGAUCCUUGCCAGUUUUAGAUUCUGCAUCAGUAAAUCUCUUUAAAUUCACCAUUUUUAAAUUUGGAGGUCUUAGUGUACCCGUAAGAUUAACAAGAGUUUACGUUAAUCUUCUAUGGUGUAGAAUUUCCUCUCAGAAAUGAUGAGGGAGUAAAAAGCAAUGCAUUACCAAUGCAACAUGUAUCUUUGUGGUAGAUGUCAGCUUUUUGUAGAGCAUUUCACUGUAUAUUGAAUAAAUAUGUUACAUGUAUGAUAAGGGAAAAGAAUAAAGACAAUGGUCAGGAACUG
Molecule: messenger RNA, 2893 nt
Organism: Branchiostoma belcheri (Belcher's lancelet)
Lineage: Eukaryota; Metazoa; Chordata; Leptocardii; Amphioxiformes; Branchiostomatidae
Product: ORM1-like protein 3
Exons: 5
Coding region: 157-672 (171 amino acids)
Biological process (GO): intracellular sphingolipid homeostasis; ceramide metabolic process; negative regulation of ceramide biosynthetic process
Cellular component (GO): endoplasmic reticulum membrane
Source: RefSeq, a predicted model, not a curated record